CACACACACACACACACACACACACACACACACACACACACACACACACACACACACUGACAUAGUUGUUUUGCGAUGAACAGGUGUUCUCCUGUCUCACCUUCAGCAAUGCUCUUGCUUAUCUUGAUCCAACUGUGGACUUAGGAGGAAAGGAAGGAGAGAAGGAAGACAAGAGAGAGACACACCACUCAAAGAAGGAGGAGAAGAAGAAUGGGAUAGAGAAAGAGAGCGAGAUCAACAGGAAAAAGUGAGACAGAGUGUGGCCAAGCAUGGGGAGAGACAGACUGACUAGAGGACUGGCUCUGCGCCUGUGUCUUCUCCUCACCACUCUCUGUGUCUGUGUACAUGUUUACCUGGAACUGGGGGAAAGGAAGGGGGCACCUUCACCCCUCACAUUGGGACAUCCCACACAGACCAGUCAGGUGCUACCGGACAGCAGGGCGAGGACACGGGGGGCAGAAGACCCCAUGCAGCACCGGGUUGGGGCUGAGGACAGAGCUGUGAAGAGAAGGGUGUCCUACGUACGCACGCUGAAGAAGGACUCUGGAGCAGGGAAGACAGUGGGCGGGGAGGAGCCCUCCACAUGCUGCCCACCUCUGCGCCUGAACAGAAAGUCUGCCAGGUGGCACAUAGUGCUGGAGCCGUGGGCCAGUGACAGCCACUCCCUGGAGGAGGAAGCACGGAGGUUCCUCAGCUACAUCACUACACCACAGGUGUUUUGUGCCCCCACUUCCCCAGAGGGCCCCGUGGUACAGGGAGUUCAGGAGGGGCCAGAGGGGCCCUGGGCAGUGUGUCUGGACAGCAGGUACAGCCUGGCACAACGGAUACACAUCCAACACUGCCGGGUCUACUCUCUGGGGUUGGGUAUGGAGGAUAAGACUCUGGAGCGCUCUCUGGCCAGGGCGGGCUGUGAAGUGCACUGUUUUGACCCCAGCCUUAGGCAGGCCCACCUACAGGAGUCAGACAUGUGGCUCCACCGUCUCUCCGUAGACUGGAGGGAUCCGAACCCAGCCAUCCCCAACCAGCGACAGCACAGCAACACCAAGAAACUGGCCACCAUACUCAAUGACUUUGGACACAGACAGGUGGAUGUUCUGAAGGCAGACAUGGAGAGUGCGGAGUGGAAGAUUCUGGAGAACCUGGUUCUAGAAGGGGUUCUGAGCUCUGUGGGUCAGCUACUACUAGAAAUCCACCUCCACUGGGCGGGCUUCGAGGUGGGCGGAGACGACCCAUCCGUGGUGCGCUAUUGGUUCAGCCUACUGAAGGAGCUGGAGCAUGCUCACUUCCGCCUCUUCCGUUACCACAGCGACCCAGCAAAGCCCCGCCUCUUCCUGCACCGAAACAUUCUGAAUGCCAGCAGUACCUAUACACUGGGCUGGGUCAAUACUCAGUGGAGGCCCUGAGAGCUGACUGACUGAUGGACAGGGCUCUGGCCAAUGAGAAGGGGAGACUCUGGGAAAUGCAGUUCAGGUACGAUGGGAAACAGCGUCGUCGUCAAUCCCAUGGGAUGUUUCCCUUUGGAUAUUUAUUUCUGACCAAUACCAGAUUUUUCAUGCUAACCAAAGUACUGUACUCCAGAAAAGGAAUGCCUCUAUCUAUGAAGGUUUAUGUAAAGUGUUGUGAGCUAUACUGUCCUCCUAACAAGCUCCUAUCAUUUCAACAUUUUGAAUCACCACUCCCCUACCCUUCCCUGAUAUGACCUUAGUCUUUGUGAGGUAAUUGCCUCGAAGGCCCAAAGUCCAUCUUUCGGUCAGAGCUGCUUCAAAGUGGCUGUGUUCUGUGUUGGUUUGAGGUCAGCCGGCGAGCACUGCGGCGGCCAUCUGUCAUCAUGGCCUUAUCUGGGCUUGGCCCUGAGCCAGCCACCCCUAACAGAGACAGAUACAUCCACCCCCUCCUGGAGAAUUCUCCUCAGAGGCAUGGGUAAUGAAUAGUGAGGUAAGACCACAGCCCAAACUAAUAGCCUCAAAUUGUCCUCAGGAUCUUCUGCAUUAAAAAGGGUACAUAGGGCUGGGGGAGUAGCUGUCAAGACUGAGGCUGAGCACGCCUCAUUUAGCCCAGGGAUGAGUUUCUGUGGGAGGCUACUUACGAGGCAGGAGGGGGGAGGAGGCUGGAGGUGGAAGGUAAAGGCUCAAACGUUUGCCUGGCAGGACAGACAAUAUGCCUCCUGAAGAGAGACAAAGACGUGACCGUCUACCCAGAGAACGACACUACCUGGGUUUCAACAGACAUGGUCACUGUACUGGGUGUAGGUUAAAAGGGGAAAACAACUAUCAAGUAUGUGAAGAAUCCCCUCAGAAUUGCCUCACUCGUCUUAUGUCAAUACACAUUUAACAUCUAUGACACUUUACAUUAAACUGGGACUUUGAAAAGACUUAAGGAAACGAUGUAUGCCAAGUUGUAAGGAGACCGGGUCUGCCUGAGCAAAUAUUGAAUCAGGAUGAUUCGGAUAGCUAAUACCAAAGAUGGUGAAAUCUGUGUUAGUAUGUAACCUUAACUGCAGCUAUAAUGAGCAGUUUCCUGAGGCAAUAGUAUGGUCUCUCCCUCUACAGAAUUUGAAUAAUAGAAAAUGUCAAUCCAGCCGCCACAACUCCCACUCUUUCUCAAACCGUUUUCCGUCAAGUGCAUUAGGAUUUCUUCUCUUUAGUAACAGUUCCCUUCUCACCAUUAAAUCCACACAAACCCCCUCUGAAAAGUAGUUGGAAAGCUGCAGAGAGAAGUAAAGGGAGACAGAGAUUGAGUCAAUUUUUCUGACUCAAAAAUUCAGUCUCUCUUCUUUACUUUUCUCUGCAGCUUUCCAACUACUUUGUCACCAAAUGUAUUACAAAAUUCUAGACCGUUCAGGCUUACAUUUUAUGGAUUAAUACAUUCUGAAAACUCUUUCAAUUAAAAAUGUAUACCCCUGAUCUUUUGAUGAGUCUAUAAAGACACUUAGGGAAAUAGUGACUUGUCUACACUUCUCUCUUCAGAUUGGGUUUGUGUGGAUUUAAUGGUGAGAAGGGAACUGUUACUAAAGAGAAGAAAUCCUAAUACACUUGACG
Messenger RNA from Coregonus clupeaformis (lake whitefish), 3038 nucleotides. RefSeq names its product methyltransferase-like protein 24. Bases 270 to 1403 code for a protein of 377 amino acids. The transcript has 5 exons. The record is from RefSeq and is a predicted model, not a curated record. Lineage: Eukaryota; Metazoa; Chordata; Actinopteri; Salmoniformes; Salmonidae.